This is a messenger RNA of Liolophura sinensis, 1343 nucleotides long. Its product is annotated as zinc finger C4H2 domain-containing protein-like. The record is from RefSeq and is a predicted model, not a curated record. Lineage: Eukaryota; Metazoa; Mollusca; Polyplacophora; Chitonida; Chitonidae. Bases 4 to 684 code for a protein of 226 amino acids. The transcript has 5 exons. Gene Ontology annotation, biological process: positive regulation of neuron differentiation. Gene Ontology annotation, cellular component: nucleus.
AACAUGGCCGAGGAUAAAGACUUUGAGCUCUUACAAAAAUUAGAAAACCUGAAGGAAUUGCGGUCGAGAACCAUUCAUCUCGAAAAAGUCAAGUCAAGGCUUCGUCAAGAAUUUGAAGCAGCCGAAACUGAAGAGAAAUGCUUGGAAGAUUACAAGCAGGAGAUGGAACUGCUCCUGCAGGAGAAGAUGGCUCAUGUGGAGGAGCUAAGACUGAUUCAUGCUGAUAUCAAUCUGAUGGAGAGCACUAUCAAGCAAGCUGAAGAAGAGAGGUGCCGAGCUCUGGAGGGUGCCAAAAGGCUGUAUGAUGAGUAUAAGCCUGUGAAACACCAGGUGGAUGUCCUGAGAUGUGGGAUGGGCCUGGAAAAGUUACCUGGCCUUCAAGAUGAGGAGGAGAAACUCACACCUGAAUAUUUUGACAAGCCAAGUUCUCAUGAACAGUGGCCCGUAGAAGCUCAGGAACCUCCCAUUCCCCAGACGCUGGUUGCAGCAGCUGCAGCUGCGCAGCAGAUACAGGUGCCGCGACCGAAAACAGAGCGCCAAGCCUUCAGGCAACAACCUCCCCCAAUGAAAGCUUGUCUGUCCUGUCAUCAGCAAAUCCACCGCAAUGCACCAAUUUGCCCAUUGUGUAAAGCCAAGAGUCGAUCCAGAAAUCCCAAGCGUCCAAAGAGAAAGCAAGAGGACUGAUUGAUGCAGUUUGGGGACAUCAUAUCAUCUUUCUUCUACAAGAGUAACCAGUGUUUUUAUUUCAUACCCAUAUUCUUAUUUAUUAAAGUGCUUCAGGCAAGGUGUGUAGGUGAUGACACCAUCAUCAACAUCAGGGAUUUCCUCUUACAAAAAUGUAAGUGUUUAAGUUUGUUGACACUGGUUAUCUCUCAUACAAUGCCCAACAAUUAGACAUACUUGAAAAUGUGGCUGUAACCCCUAACCUACAAACAGUUGAAGAGGACAUCCCGUUUUUUGUUUUUUUUUGUUUAUAUAUGUGAAAAGAUGUAUGAGCACUUCAUAUACCCUCUAAAGAACGAACCUAACCAAAUGUGGUAAAUUACUUAAAGUAAAAGAAAGCUAAAAUAUGAAGUAAGGUUUAUCAUAUAGACAACUGAAAACUAUACGUAAAAAUACUUUUAUUUAGUUUUUCUUAGAGUGUUGGAAGACAUUCAGAUACAUGUAUUUGAAUACUAUGGUGGGCUUUAUGAGCCAUAUUGACUGUAUCUGGGAACUCUGACAUCACAUCACCUUUUUUCCAGACGGAAGGAAUUUUUGGGAGCAGUAUUUCAGUAAUCCUUUACUCUUAGGUGAAAAGAGUUAUUCCAACAUUCAGUGUCAUAAUUAGAGCUGGAAAAGCU